CUUCAACACCCUUGCUAGCAAGUAAGCAAUCAUGGAUUUACCCUCUUUAAGGAGAAAAGACCAACAAGCUCUGCGAAAGGUCAAGAUGUUGCUAAGCAUAAAAAGUAUCUUAUGGAUGUACUCUACGUUAGUUAUAACCUAUAUGCUACCUAAAGUUAAAGCAGAAAAAAAAACCCUGGUAAAGGGAUCUCUCUCUGGAACUUCAGUGCUGCCAUGCUUCUUUUCAACCACACCCACUAUAGCCUCCAGCUAUGCAGCUGAGUAUCUUCGAAUCAAAUGGUCAAAGGUUGAACUGGAUAAAAGUGGAAAAGAUGCAAAAGAAACCACUGUCCUGGUGGCUCAAAAUGGCAACAUCAAAAUAGGUCAAAGCUACAAAGACAGAGUGUCUGUUCCGACCCAUUCAGAGGAGACCGGUGACGCUUCGCUGACUUUCUCCAAGCUGCGUGCAAGUGAUGCAGGGGUGUAUCGCUGUGAUGUUAUGUACGGAGUGGAAGACACACAAGGCAUUGUCUCGUUGGCUGUUGAAGGUGUUGUAUUUCACUAUCGUGCAGCAACCAGCAGGUAUACUCUGAAUUUUACACAAGCUCAGCAGACUUGUCUGGAAAACGGUGCUGUCAUAGCAAGCCCAGAACAACUGAAAGCAGCCUAUGAAGAUGGAUUUGAGCAAUGUGAUGCUGGAUGGUUGUCUGACCAGACUGUUAGAUAUCCAAUUAGACAUCCAAGAAUCGGCUGCUUUGGAGAUAAAAUGGGAAAGAAAGGAGUCAGAACAUAUGGACGCCGUUUUCCUAAUGAAACUUAUGAUGUGUAUUGCUAUGUGGAACACAUGGAAGAUGAAGUGGUUCAUGUCUCAGUCCCCGAGAAGCUCACCUUUGAGGAAGCUAAAGAGCUGUGUCGGAAAAGAGAUGGUGUUCUUGCUUCUGUUGGGAACAUGUACGUCGCCUGGAGGAAUGGCUUUGACCAGUGUGACUAUGGCUGGCUGGCAGACGGCAGCGUUCGUUACCCAGCCUCAGUGGCAAGGCCCCAGUGUGGUGGAGGUUUACUUGGGGUGAGAACCCUGUAUCGCUAUGAGAACCAAACAGGCUUUCCUUACCCAGAUAGCAAGUUUGAUGCCUACUGCUAUGAACGUAAAAAAGUCAUAACAGAGCCCACAACUGUUAAGCUGAUUACAUCUCUGAAAACUGACAGUGUGAAAUUGUCAUCUGCUAAAGUUACUCUUAAACCUCCUGUUUUUGAGACUUCGAUUACUGAAGUGGCUGUCACCAAAACAGAGGCCCCUGCUUUGGAGGAAACCACCCUAGAGACUGCAGAAGAUUCAAAAAUGACUACUGAUGUGGCUGAGGAAAAAAGGGAAAUGGAGGUGCUUAUGGAGAACAUUAAGUUAACCACCCUUCUACCUCAGACUGUCACAGAUGGCGAAAUAAGCACUUACGAAACACUGGGGAGGACUGAAUAUGAUGUUUCACCUAGGUUAACAGAGAGUACAUCUGCAGCUUUGGAACUGGAGCACACUUACACUGAAGCAGAAUUGCCCGAGGAACAAGGUAGGUCUGAAAGCAUUGAGGACGCUUUCUUGACCUCUGUAAUUUUUCAGGAUAGCACAGCUGUAGCUAAGAGUUCCACUGGUUUGUGGGAAGAUACUGAAGCAGGAGAUACACACAAACACGAUGCUGAUAAUCAGACUGAACAAAUAGAAGUGGGUCCUAAGAUGACAGCUACAGAUAGCUUGUCACCACCUUCUCGGAGAGAGUUUCCCAGGACAGGGACUUCAGUUUCACUAACAAAAGAGAAUAUGUACCUUGGUGCUCACUCAACAAAAGAACCCACAAAAAAGUCAAUGGAGGCAAAAUCUGACAAGAAACUUACAACUGUUGUAAUCCCUAAAUCUUUGUUCACUGACCAGUAUGAUCUCACUACAGAGGGGGAGGGCAGAGAGAGCAUGUACACCAUUAUGCCUGAUAGAGUUUCUGGCAUGGCUACUGGUAGAGUCCCAGAGUCAGAUGUGCCUGCUGCAUCAGAGACACCUGUAGAGAAGCAUGCAGUAACCACUGAACAAUAUUCUACAACAGAUGAGUCAAGUCCAUUCAUUAAAUUUAGUUCUGCAGUGGUGUUUGAAAAUGAAGCAUCAGCUGAAGGAAGCAGAGAGGACCUGAGAGAUGUGCAGCCUACCAUCUCAUCUGGAAUACCUGUAUCCUUUUCUGUAUCAGCUGUUAACCAAACAGGAUCUGAGGACAACGCUCUCCCAGGAAGCACCGUUUCCCUGCAAAACUUUGGAGAACACACCACAUCUGUUACCCACUCAUCUCAGCAAACAGAAGGUUCAGCCAUUUUAGAGGAGCAGGAAAAAGAAGAGACAGAAACAAGAACAAUGGAUGUUAAGAUCUCUCAUGCCACAACUGUCAUUCCUACUUAUGUUGCAGCAGAAUCUGAGGAACGUUCUGCAAGUGAGAAGUUCACACAGGCUCCUCCAGCUUCUGGUGUGUGGCUGCCAACAGAUAAAGAUCAGGAGUAUAUGACAGAAGAGUCAUCUCAUACUAAGAGGAUACAUGAGUUAGAUACAGAAGAUGGUAUCUCUGGAAUGGAGCCUACAUCAUCUCCAGGGCAAAUUACAGAAUAUACAAAGCAUCCAGAAGCUCCAAUUUCAGCUGUUACAGAUGAAACUGAGACAAGCAUGGAGCCAGCAGAAAUGAAAAGUGAUGAAGAAUCUGUAUCAGCUGAUUUUGAUCAGAGUAAAGAUGCUACGGGUGUCUCCCACACAAGCAGCUCUUUGGAUCUGGAAAUGACCACAGUAUCCAAAAUAUCAGUGGAUGAAAGUAGUGCAACAAUAAAGUCUUUUGGCUUCUCAAGUGUUACUGUAUUACCAACUGAUAUGCAUGCAGUCAUGGAGGUAACUGAACAUGAAGGAGAUGAAACAUCAGGGUAUGUUCUGAAAACGUCCAUUCCUACCCCAGAAGCUGAACAAAGAGAGGCUACUGAGACACUGGUAGCAACGCCUACUGAAGAAGUAUCUACUGAAAUGGAAGUCUCAAUCCCUACUGAAAUGGAAGUCUCAAUCCCUACUGAAAUGGAAGUCUCAAAACACACAGUGACAGAGGAAAGCCAGACAAGCAUUGAGACAUCAACUGAGGAGUCAGUGGCAACACUUCAAGACAGAAAAGGAACUCCAUCAGCUGGUUUUGGAGGGACAAAGGGAUCUAUUAUAUUUACAAAUGUAACAAAGGUAGAUACUACAGUUCCACAGAAAGAACAUGAUGCUUCCCUAGUUCCGGUUACUGUAGAGAGUGAGGUCACUAGAGAUAUGCCAGUUACUGAUCAGACUCCUUUAGAUGGUGUCUUUCAUACAGAAGCAACAGAAACAACUGCAAAAGAUAGUGAGUUGUUCCCCGAGGAAUUCUCCUUGAAAGAUCAAGAUAAGGAUACUGCCACAGAGUCUACCUUAUCUGUGACAUCUGUCCAAAUACAGGAACAAAAGACGGCACCAGGAUCUCAGUCAUCUCAAACGACUUUUCAAGAAAAACAGGAUGAGACAGGUUCAGCUUAUGAUGAGACGUAUCCAGCAACCAAAGUAUCAGUGCCUGCAGUGGAUCUCACAGAUUAUGGAAGAGUUCUGGGACGUGAUGAAACCAGCACCAGGACCUUGCAUCUCACAGUGACUCCAAAAGUUGAAACUGCUAUUGAUCAAGAAGAGAAUGUCACUGAAGUGAUGCCUAUAACAGCAGGUACUCAAGCAAAAAUGUAUGUAAGCAGAGGAACCCCCACCAGAGGAGAAGACAGUGAUGUAGUGAGCUGGGAAUCUGUGUUGCCCCCCCUCACAAUGCCAACAGGUCAUUCUACUGAGGAAACUAUUACUCUUCUGACUUUGGGAGCUUCUCCAGGCCAAACUCUGGAAGGUUCAGGAAUAUCAGAAGAACCCGAAGAAAUCAAACCAGCUGUAUUUUCAGCUAAUGCAACAGAUAAAGCAACAAUUCUCAGUGAUGUAACAACACCUUCCAUUAGUGCUCUAGAUAAAAUUCAGCCUACUUCAGCAUUCAAACCUUUUGUUACUCAAAAGUCACCACGCAUCAUUCCUGAGGAAGAAGAAGAGGUAACAAGCAAUGACAUCAUCGUAAUUGAUGAAUCUAUUUCUCCAAGUAAAGCCACUGCUGAUGACGAUCUGACAGGAAAGAUGUUAGAACCAGAAAUCGAUAAGGAAUAUUUCACAGCACCAACUGCUACUGCAGUUGCACGACCUACUACACCACCCAAAGUGAAGGAGGCCACAGAGGCUUUACAACCUCAAGAGGUGUCUCCUUCUACUUCACACCCUGAUAGUGGAAAUGACAUAAGAUUGUAUGUUAUUCAAAUCACAGGCAAUGAUACAGAUCAUCCGGUGAAUGAAUUUUUGGAUCUGUUCAAUCGCCACAUGCUUCCUCAUGCAAUAGAUGAACCCCACAUUGAUGCAGAAUCAACUCAGACUGAACCCUGUACUUCAGACUCUGUGCAGGAUUCAUCUGAAUAUAUAAUACUGGAUCCUUUCUUUCCAGACUUUAUAGAGUUUGAUGAAGAAGAUGACUGUGAAAAUACUACUGAUGUUACUACUCCUCCAGCUUUGCAGUUCAUCAAUGGAAAGCAACAAGUUACUAGUGCACCUAAGAGCACAAAAGCUGAGGAAGCGAGAAGUGACCAAAUUGAAAGCGUUGCACAUUCCAAAAAUGUAACCUUUUCUCAAAUUAAUGAAACAAACACAUUUAUAAUAGCUGAAACUGAAGCUUCUGGUACUAUGCAACCAAGCAAAGCUGGAGAAGUAACAGGGGUGUUUGAAGUUACACAGCCAACAGCAGAUGUUGCAAUGUUAGAACCUGUUUACAGUGGUGAGUCAGAAGUUGCCACAACAGAUAAAUCAAUAGCCAUUACAUCUUCAUUUGAGCAGUCUCUGCAAAAAAAUGAAGAGACCAUAACAUGGCAUGGAACCGAGGAGAAUUCUACUAAAGCUACAAACCACUUGCUUUUGAUUACUAAUGAAGCUUCUGGAGAUGGGACCACUGAAUCUGAUUUAUCCAGCUCUAUCUUCUCAGAAAUUGUGACAAUGUCAAGAAAGGAAAAUGAUGGAAAAAAUUCUGGUGUAACUUCUGCUCCUGAUGCAUUUACUGUGGAAAAUUCUGCUGUAACUGCUUCUCUGGAUGCAGUUUUUAAUACUGCUACAGUAGGCAUAGCUGUGAAAGAUCUCAUUCCAGAAGAGGCAACCCCUGCUCCAGGAGAUCAUUAUAAAUCAACUGUUAAACUUAAUGCAAAUUCCCCUGUUGAAAAUCUUCUGGAAACAAGUAAUCAUACAGCAAAGCCUGAGGUGAGUGCUGCUUCUUUUAUAGUUCUAGAAGGCUCUGGAGAUGUAGAAGAGGACAUCGCUGUAACUUCAGCCACGACAACAGAAACAGCAGUAGCAGAAACACUUUCAAUGCAAGAUGUUUCUUUGGGCUCUGGCGCAGUACUGCCAACAGAAAUUUCUGUAACCACUUCAGGAAUUACCUCUGCUUUACCCAGUGGAAUAAGUACUCUCUAUUCUGCUUUUGAUCAAAGUUCUGAAGUAACUGUUGCCACCACUUCUGUAUCUGAGUUUAUUAUGCAAGAAGUACUUGCCAGCUCUUUUGUAACUGAAAAGAGUACUGAAGUUGAAAAAGAAAUACAGACCACUGUUUAUUCAAGUCAGGAAAAUUCAGCUACUGGCACAGAGGGAAAUUUGGAGUUGAAUGAAUUUGGGAGCACUACUAAUGAAGUCAGAACUGUAAGUCAAGAGCCCACCCUGCUCAGAAAAACAGUACCGGUAACAGGUGCCAUAACUUCUGAAACGAAAAAAGUCACCACCAUUCCUUUCUUGAGAGAGAAGAAGCUUUUUAUAAAUGAAGGAUCAGCAGAAGAACCAGUAGACAUAUUUUCAGGGGGUCCCACAAGAAAAGUGGUAAGUACUGACUCCCCGUUUGUUGAUUCAGGGUCUGGAGACAUAGAUGUUAUCAUUGAGUCUGCUACUUUGACUUCAGUUCCGUUAAGGCCUGUCACUGAAACACAGACAGAAAAGCACGAAGGAAAAGUUUACAGCAUAGAUGAUGCUUCACUGAUGAAUGCAACAACAGAGUAUGCAGAACAUGCAAGAACAGAUGAAUCAGCAAUAUCAGUUUCAAGUACUGGAUCAGAUGGCUUGGCUAAGGAGUCUGGAGUAGCAACUCAGAUGUCCCAGGAUGUGUUUAGUACAGGAAAACCCGGAGAACAAAGCCAGGAAACAGAACCAACUUACAUAAUUCCUUCUGAAGUAAAAUCUAGUCCUGAUUCUACAAAAGAGUUCAUAUUUCAUGUUUCACCAGGAGUUAAAACUGAAGAUUUAGAAACAAGUGAGGUCACAUCAUCUCCAGAAUCAGUGGUUAGUAACAGUCCUCAUGACAUCAUGGUGACACAAGGGACUGGCAGUACAAAAGCAGUAGCUGAAUCUGCAGAAAGCAAAAACGCAAAACCUAGUUCUUCAACUGUCUCAGUAGGCAAGAUUCUCCUGAUUGAGCAUGGCUCUGGAGAAGAAUUCAAAGGUGACAGCAGUGACACAAGACUAAUGUCUAAUGGACCUACUGAAGAAAUACUUGGAAGUAAUUUCUCAUUUAUUGACCAGGGAUCUGGAGAAGCAGACACAUUCAUGGAAUCUUUUGCAAAACCAGCAGUUUCACCCACUGGUAGACCAGAAACACAAGAGAAGUAUGACGAAAAAGUUGUGAGCACACCAUCUAAGGAUCAUGCCUUCACUACUGAUGAGUUAGUCACAAGGACUGAACAGGAAAUAACGACACUGAGGACUGUAACAGACAUAGGAAUGGAAGAGAAAACAAUUGAUGAACUGACAGUGAGAGCUUUUUCUACAAAGAUUCAUUUGGUGAAUGGUACACAUUCUGGGGAAGACAGGCCAGGGGAAAUUUCACCAAAAGCUAUAGAAUCUUCUGAAGAAACAACAACAGACUCAUUCUUUAAAAAUACACAGGCUAACCAUGAACAUCUGGGAUUUUUAAAUGUUCCAACUGUCAGUCCUUAUUCAGAAGAAAAGGAAUUAGAAACUGAAUCUGUUAAAAAAAUACUCUUGUCAUUUAAUCACGACAGAGUAACUGAGCCUGCAAAUAUUGAAAGGACAUACAUAAGCUCUUCAGUUACAGAUGUAGAGCAACAGGAGGAGUUGGUGCAAAAUAUUCUCCCUACAAAAGAUAUUCCCAGGUCACUCCUGACACCUAAAGAAGAAAGGCUAACAAGUAAUGAGCCCAUUGGUGAUCCAUUAUUUUCAGGACAAGGAUCGGGAGACGAGCUUGCUGUUAUUCCUUCUGUAGCGACAUUGUCUGUCGAAGAAACCAUGAGUACUUCAAGUCUUCAAACUUCUCAUCCUGCAAGUAUGAGACCCAAACUUUCAACUGACAAGCCGCAAGGCUUUGAAAGAGAAAGCACUGAAUCAAAUGCUGAAGUUAAUGAAGAAGUCACAAGUGCUGUAACUGAGCUGCUGUCAGAAACAGAAGAUCAGUUCCCCAGCUCAGUGAUCACCAGUUCCCCAGCUUUAGCAGAAGAGAGUUCCAGAAGCUUCAGCUCUAAAGAGGUUAAAGAGAUGACACAUUACUUUGUUGUGACUGAAGAACCUCACAAUAAGGAAACUAACUAUAGAAGAGGAGAAAAUGAAACAGAUAUGACAACAGCUGCUUCUAAAGUUGUUUCUCAGGAGGAAACUUCACAUUUGCUGAUUAAAGAUGGUGUUACUCCUGUUUCUGUCAUACUAAAUGGAACUCCUAAUCUUGAAACACAAGAAUCACCUGUAGCAUCAGCAACAAAAAUGCCAGGCAGAGUAUUAACUGAAAGUUCUGGAGAAGGAUCUGGCUGGGUUGGUGUUUUGGAUUCCUCUUCUCCUGAUAUGUUUACUCAUUUGUCAGUACCCUCUGUGUCAAAAGUGGAACUAAAUGCUUCAUCUAGUGUUCCUGGGGAAAUUUAUUCUGAAGUUAUGACGACAGAGACACCAAUAGAUGGAUCACAGACUGUGAUCACAGAACUAGCAUCCCUUUUUACAGAAGAAACAGAGAUCAUGGCACAUCCAUCUGCUGUUCAGCCAAAGACAGCUACAUCAGAAGAACUAACAAGCGAUACCGGGAUAUAUGAGAAAAUUAUUCCCAUGAUUGAUGAUAAAAGAAGUGUUAUAUUGAAUGUUUCUGUCUAUGGUGAUAUUACACUAAUUGAAGAACGACUUCAAAUCCCUUCGGAAGAAACAACUAUUAUAGACAUGGAUCACUCAAAAUCAAUGCCUGAAGAUAUAAUAAGUGUGCAGACAAUGCCAAAUUCAGUCUUACAAUCAACAUAUGGUGGUGAUGAUAGUAUGACAGCUGAAGGGGAGAAAUAUGAUUCAACACCUAAAUUUUCCAUCACCAAAGAGAAGACACAUGGAUCUGGUGAUAGUCUGUCUUUGACCACUUCCAGUCAGCCAAGUAGUGAAUCAGUAACAGCUGGGCACAGACCAAAAUCAGAUGUCAAGGAUUUGCCUUCAGGGAAUGCUAUGACAUUUGCAACAGAAACUCUCAUCACUACUGAACUCUCUGAACUAGGCAUUUUCCUUCCUACGGUACCAUCACUGGUGAGCCCUCAUGUGCCUCAUGAGUCUAAACAUGUUGUAACAAGUACAACAGAAGACACCUACGAGCUGAAUACUUCAUCCAACAAUCGAGUAAUAGCAGAUCAAAGUGAAACAUUCUCUGUCUCUGUUUUUUCUGGAAUGGGCCAGGAUGAACUGGAUGAUAAGCAGUCUGUGUUUCCUUCUCUUACACCAGUUUUAACUACCGAGACAGAAGAGGCUUUGACAACUGACAUUUUUGAUGUGAGUACCGUCACCACACAGCAUACAUCACAACUGACAACUGUAUCAACUAGCAGGAAUGAAGGAAAGGAUCCUACAAUAUACACAAACACAAAAUCAGCAUCAGCAGAGUAUGAAGAAACAGAUUCAGUGAGCUUCUAUUCUGUACCUCAGACUCCUAAAUCCUCUGUAACUGUUCAGUUAGUUAAUGGAGUAUCUGAGUAUCCCGAGGUAAUCGUUCCAAGUACAUCAUCAUCAAAGGAUUUAGAUCAGCCCAAUCAUUCAUCAGAAGGAACCUUCAAAGAGGUUAGUUCUGAUAUUGCGGCAACAUACAAGCCACCCACCACAGACCUUCUCGACAGAACAGAGUCUUCUCUGCUGGAGUUUUCUCUCAAGCCUAUUUCAGAAAGCUCAACUACUGAAAGUACUCCUCACUUUAAUAGACUUGUAACAGACAGGAUAGAGGAGACAGAAACCUCUGUAACUGAUUUGGCUGUUGAGGAAGAAGCUACUGUUUCUGGAGAUUCUCCCUCAAUACAUGUCUUGCCUACUGAUUUUCUGAAUUUUGGAGAAAGAGUGAGCACAGAUGCUCCAAAAGUUAGCACAAUGGAAGCUGAAGCUUCCUCUGGGAGAGUCAACAACCCCCAUCAAGAAGAUGACAGGAGUACUACAGGAGAGAUCCCAUGGCUUUUUUCCACUCCUGUUUCAGAUUCACCUAAUAGUAUUGAAAGUGAAGUAUUGAAACCUGACCAGGAAGCAGUUACAAUGCUAGCUUCAUCUUCACAACCUUUGGAUAGAAGCACAGAAACACAAUCAACUUUGCUUGGUCGAGAGGAAAUCACAACAAUUUCUUCUAACAUUGCAACAAACAGCGCUGACCCUGGAAACAGUCCAUAUCGAAAUGAGCCAUCAACGAUGAGUUCUGAGGAGCCAAAUACUAUUGAACUUGUAACUUCAUCAUUUUCCCUUCCGGAAGUCACUAAUGGAUCAGAUUUCCUGAUUGGCACCAGUGUGGGUUCAGUUGAAGGCACAGCAGUGCAAAUUCCAGGCCAAGAUCCAUGCAAAAGCAAUCCCUGCCUUAACGGUGGUACCUGCUAUCCGCGUGGUUCGUUUUAUAUCUGUACAUGUUUGCCAGGUUUCAACGGCGAGCAGUGUGAAUUAGAUAUCGAUGAAUGCCAGUCUAACCCAUGCCGGAAUGGAGCCACGUGCAUAGAUGGCCUCAACACCUUUACUUGCUUGUGUUUGCCAAGCUAUAUAGGUGCUCUCUGUGAACAAGACACAGAGACCUGUGAUUAUGGCUGGCACAAGUUCCAAGGACAGUGCUACAAGUACUUUGCCCAUCGGCGUACGUGGGACACGGCUGAACGGGAAUGCCGUCUCCAGGGAGCACACUUGACAAGCAUCUUGUCUCAUGAGGAGCAGAUCUUUGUGAACCGUAUUGGGCAUGACUACCAGUGGAUUGGCCUCAAUGACAAGAUGUUUGAGCGUGAUUUCCGCUGGACUGACGGUAGCCCACUGCAAUAUGAGAACUGGCGACCAAACCAGCCAGACAGCUUCUUUUCUGCUGGAGAAGACUGUGUUGUUAUAAUAUGGCAUGAGAAUGGGCAGUGGAAUGAUGUGCCAUGCAAUUAUCACCUUACCUAUACCUGCAAGAAAGGAACAGUUGCUUGCGGUCAGCCUCCUGUUGUGGAAAAUGCAAAGACCUUUGGGAAGAUGAAACCUCGUUAUGAGAUCAACUCCCUAAUUAGAUAUCACUGCAAAGAUGGUUUCAUCCAGCGUCAUAUUCCAACCAUCCGGUGUCAAGGGAAUGGAAGAUGGGAUAUGCCUAAAAUUACUUGCAUGAAUCCGUCCACAUACCAAAGGACUUACUCUAAGAAAUACUACUAUAAACAUUCUUCAUCAGGAAAGGGAACAUCAUUAAAUUCAUCAAAACACUAUCAUCGCUGGAUCAGAACAUGGCAGGACUCAAGGCGCUGAGAGCUAAAUGGUGAAUGGGGAUUUCCACCAUUUCAGCCAAAGUCAUAACUUUCUGUGCCUUUUCUAUCACUUAUAGGAGUAUUAUCAAAUUGUUUUGAAACUAUGGACUGCGGUAUUCACAAUGCAUUUUGCAAAAAUAUGGUGUUUAUCAGAAAAUUUAAAAAAAAAAAAAAAAAAAAGCAUUUCCAGCCUAUAAAGAUUAUUAGUUUUCUAUAUGCCAUCGGUGUGGACCAUUUUAUGAUAUAUACCAGCCUUCUGCAAUAUUUAAACAGCUCAAUUUUAGCACCAAUGAAAAUGUAAAUAAGAUGAUUUUAAUGUUGUUUAAUUGUGUGUUGUUUUUAAAAUCUUGUAUAUAAAAUGAAAAGUCACACUAAUUUCAGGCAUAUUUAUGGUUAGAGCGGCCUCAGAGGUCUUCAGUCAUUUAUGACGUUGUUUUUAUGUUGUUUACCUAGGCUGGAAAUGGUUGAAAUAACUUCACUGACUGAAAUUUGCUAUUAUCAGGUGAAGAUAAACACAAAAGUUACAUGAUUUUUUUUUUUUUUAAAUGGGAACUGUGCCAAUUCCCAUCCAAGGUACAGUUUGUGUCCAUGUGAUGCAAAGUUUAGACAGAGCACAUAACAGUGGCAUGAAGCAUGAGCUAGGGACUGCAAUGUGGAACUUUUUUUCUGCUCUCCAUUCCAGCUUCACCAUUCAUGAGAAAGGACUGCAUGGAGGAGUUGAGUAUGACGAGGAGGGCCUGUAAAAAUCCAAGUGCUAAUACAUUAACUUUAUCAACCAGGGCCACUUUUUCGAAAAGGAAACAAAAAGAAGAAAAAAAAAAAAAGAAAAAAAAUUACUUUCACGACAUUAACCACAAGGUCUAUAUUACAGGUCUCUGCAUUCUAAAAUGGAGAUAGACCUGGUGUUUGGGGGAUUUUUUUUGUAAAAAAACAAACAAAAAUCAAAAAAGUAAAUAAUUUUGUAUAUAUAACCAUUUUUUAAUCUUUUUAUAAAGUAAUGAAUGUUUGUGUAUGAAUGCUGCAGCUGUGAAGCGUACAUAAAUAAAUGAAGUAAGCCAUACUGAUUUAAUUUAUUGGAUGUUAUUUUACCCAUGCAAAGAAGAUUAAAAGAGCUCGCCAGUGCAGUAUUAGCCCCUGAGCUCCACUUUUGGAACCAUCUUUCAGUUCAACUGCUAUUUCCCUGGAGAACAGAAUUCCUGCUAAACAGGAUCAUUUGUUUGCAGUUAAGAUGGGUGAGAACUGUGUAACUUACAGAAGAAUCAGAAUCUUGGCUUUCUAGAAAGAAGUGUGUGCACAGAGAGAUUAUAGGUUGUAGUUGGUGCAGUGUGUACGUAGGAGUUUUCUAUUAUGAUUUCUUACCCAGGUCAGCUCUAUGACUGACCUGGUUGUGUAUAGGAAGAGUAGAAGGUAACGUUUGAAACGACCUCUCCACAGAAAGGACUGUUAUUUCUGCAAAGUGCCUCGCACACCUUUGGGCACAGAGAGAAAAACAAACAAACAAACAAAACACCACAAAAACUCACAGCUAAAAUACAGUACAGUAAGUUCCCUAUGAUAUACCUUUUUAAACAACUCUACAAAUACAAACACAGAUGGGAGGUUUAUGCUUUUGUGUUAGUGUGGGGAUAUGAUGCAAAAAGUUGAAAGGGAAAGGAAAAGAAUUGAAACCCAGCCAACAUGUAAGAGUUUGUACUGGGCAGAGCUGCCCAUGAAGUUACCUUGCCAUAGCUCAUCGAGAACAGUAAUUAGAGUUCCAAACAACUUCUCUUAAGAAAUUUGCAGUCACUGCUCCAUUAAGAGUACCCAGGCUUUGUGCAUUCAACAUGGAAGUGCAUCACUGUGUUGGCUGGUUCAAUCCCCACCCCUCGCCCCCAAACAAUGCACAUAAUACUUUUCUCUAUUUAUAUUAUUAUCUUGUAUAGUGUAUAAUGUGAAUGUCUGGUUUUUUUUGUGAAUGAAAGUCUAAAAUCUUUGUAACUUUUAUAUCUGCUUCUGUUUCACCAAAGAAACAAGGUUUUGCUAUACUGUGACUUGUCUUGUUAUUGCAUGUCUUCCUGUCUAAAUCUAUGCAAUGUGAUUUUUUUCAUAUGAAUACAACUAGACUGUCAGGUACUUCACAGUUAUCAUGGGCUUAGUCAAGUGCCCACUGGAGUCAAAGAGAAUCAGCUGGCUGAACUUUAGUAGGUGCUGGAUUUGACUUUAUAUGAGCAGCUCUAGGGGAUAUUUUAAUUAUUGUAUGUUUUGAAGUCGAUUAUUGCUUGUAUAAGUCAAGGCUUUGUUCAUAAAUAUACAGUAUUCUACACAUCACCUCCUUGUACCAGAAACAUACAAGACAGACAAUAUAUUUUAACACUUUGCAAACUUUCUCACCAUAUGUAUAAAAAACCCUGCAUAGAUUUGUUGUUUUCUUGUCUACUUGUUGGAUUUAAACAAUGUUGUAAGGCAUUCAGAUAACAUUGUGAUUGUAGUUUUAAAUAGAUUAGAUACAAUGCUUAUAUUGAUUUUUUUCACCUCCCUCUAUUACGCAUAAUAAAAUAGGACUGACAACAUUCCUUAUUAAAAAAAAAAAAAAACAAAAAAAAAAAACCACC
Messenger RNA from Athene cunicularia (burrowing owl), 13391 nucleotides. RefSeq names its product versican (gene VCAN). NCBI's taxonomy places the organism in Eukaryota, Metazoa, Chordata, Aves, Strigiformes, Strigidae. The record is from RefSeq and is a predicted model, not a curated record. Gene Ontology annotation, biological process: cell adhesion. The coding region runs from base 32 to 10801 and encodes 3589 amino acids. Gene Ontology annotation, molecular function: hyaluronic acid binding; calcium ion binding. The transcript has 15 exons.